Messenger RNA from Ictalurus furcatus (blue catfish), 2722 nucleotides. It is a transcript of the gene alkbh7, whose product is annotated as alkB homolog 7. Lineage: Eukaryota; Metazoa; Chordata; Actinopteri; Siluriformes; Ictaluridae. Gene Ontology annotation, biological process: fatty acid metabolic process; DNA damage response. The coding region runs from base 1258 to 2010 and encodes 250 amino acids. The transcript has 4 exons. Gene Ontology annotation, cellular component: mitochondrial matrix. The record is from RefSeq and is a predicted model, not a curated record.
GCUAGCAUGAGGAUGUUAUAGACUACAAAGAUUACAAAGCACUUCUGUAAGUCACUUUGAAUAAGGGGGUAAAUGUAGGCUACUGUAUCAUUAGUGCGGGACUAAUAUAUGUGUGUGCGUGUGUGUGCGUGUGUGUGUUUGAUGAGUGUACAGUCGUGUGAGUAGUGGAGAAAGACAGGCAGAUUUCAGGUGAAGGGAGUCCUCUGGUGGACAGGAGACACAUUGCAGUGAUUUUUAUUUAUUUAUUUAUUUAUAAAAUCUAAAAAUAAAUUGAAAGCAGUGACUGUUGAUUCUACGGCAGUGUUUCACCAGCUUCUUAUUAAAUGUGUCAAAAAAAUUAAACAGAACAAACAAAAACACAAUGGUAAACACUAUUUAUUUAAAGCUGUAGAAGUGAGAAUGACAUCAACAAAGAAUUCAACCUACCUAGCAAGAAAGACAAGUUAGGGUGAUAAUUAAAUGCUGAAAAAAUAACUUGAGCACUAAACAUAAACGCAAUGUGGCUCAGCAAGUCAGAGUUUCUGUGUCAGAGGCUGGAUAUUGUGGGUUAAAAUCCCAAAACAAAAUUAGUGUGGAAGAUUCUAGACGGACUGAGAGUUCAGGAACCGAAAAGCCUGAAGGAGCCUGAAGGAGAUUUAAACAAUUUCUCCUUUUUUAAAAUACAUUGUACGGACAGCAGGUGGCGCUAAAACACAGGGCUGCUGGAUUACUUCUUCUUCCGUUAUUGCUGCUCGUUUGGAGCACGUGACUAAACACCGCCCUAGUGGAAUGUUGUGGAAUUGCAUUAAACUAACCCUCUCCAAUGAACUACAAAAUGAUUGAAUUACUGUUGACGUCUUCGUGGCGAUUUCCUCAGAACCAAAUGGUUUAGAAACAAGCUGAACAAAUUAAAAUUUUUACCAAGAUUCAGUCUCGCCCCUUAAGACUCAUGUCUCAGCUUCGUGUUUUAUCUUUCUGUAUCUUUUCUUUCAACAGAAUAAACCUAAGUGUCCACACCAUGAAUUUUAAUCCUGUAUUAUAUGAUCUAUGCCACAAAUCGUACGAUUAUUACUGUAUGUAUGAUUCCUAACAUGUACAAGGAAAACAACUGCUUCUAGACUCGAGAGAAAAUAAAUAAAUAACAUGAAACUACAAUUCCCACAAUUCUUAGGCAUUUCAAAAUGGCGCCGACCAGGUCGCAUGUAACGUCCGAGCAGAAGCGCUGGAAAUAAUCGAAUUGAAUUCACUUUUGUCGCUUUUUUAAAUCGGGAUUAAAGAAUGAUGAGGGUUGUGAUGAGAGUUCUGAGUGAGUUGUGUGUAAAAACACACAGAGUGAGCUAUAAAUGUGUGUGUUUGAGUUCACCUUCCCGCCGCCAGAGUCGUAGUGAAGGAGGAUUCAGUGAAGUAGGGAUUGAGGAUGGGUUGACUGGAGAACAUGUGGAUGGAGAACACAGCUGGAUGUGCGGUUCUUCUGCAGCAGUUCUAUCAGCAGUACGCGGUAAUGUUCAGGUUCUACAGAACUUCAUCAGUGAAGACGAGGAAGUGGCUUUUCUUAAAGAACUCGACCCAGGACUCAAGAGAAAAAGAUAUGAAUUUGAUCACUGGGAUGAUGCGAUUCACGGGUUCAGAGAGACGGAGCGGCUGCAGUGGGGUGGAGUCUGUGCCGGUGUGCUGGAGCGGCUCCGAGCAGCAGCGUUUCCUGAAGGAAGUCCGUUACUGGGUCCGGUUCACGUUCUGGAUCUGGAUAAGUCCGGGUUCAUCAAACCUCAUGUAGAUAGUGUGAAGUUUUGUGGAAGCACGAUCUCCGGUCUGAGUCUUUUGUCUGACAGCGUCAUGCGUCUGGUCCGUGAAGACAAUUCAGCAGACUGGGUGGAUCUGCUCUUAACCCGUCGUUCUCUCUAUAUAUUGAGAGAUGAAGUCCGGUUUAAAUUUACUCAUGAAAUCCUGAAGGAUAAGGAUUCCUUCUUCUUGGGACAGAGAAUUCCUCGACAUCGACGCAUCGCAGUUAUCUGCCGGAAUCUUCCACUUUAGACUUUCACCAUGUUGUAGUGAAGUCUGUGUUUAAUAACAGACUGUAAAACAUCAUGAUUGUCUGACCUUUGUAAAUUCUAAUGAACAAAUUCAUCGUGAACAUCAUUUUAGAUUAAAUUUGUGUCAUUAUAAGCGAUUUCUAUUAUUUUGGUCUUAUAUGGGUUAUUUUAAUUGAUGUAAAUUUGUCAGGUUGUGGCACAAAAACAGCUAAAUGUAUUUAGAAGAAGCCUUUAUUCAUCAGAUACCUUACUGUACAGUAAAAUUCUUUUAUUCAUACAGUAUAGCCCAGAUUGUUAGGAAGUUUGGGUCAGGGGUCAGAGUCAGCCAUAACAGUGCCCCUGGAGUAGAGGGGGUUAAGAGCCGUGUGUAAAGGUUCAACAGGGGCAGGUUGGCAGUGCUGGGGCUUGAACUCUCAACCUUCUGAUCAGUAACCCAGAGCCUUAACCACGAGUCACCACAGACAUCAAGCCACUAAAUAAAUCAAAUUUUCAAAAAAUAGUUUUUUACCGUGUCUCAACCAGAAAGUGAAAAGCAGACUUUCAUUAUGUGUGUUUGAUUUUAAAGAUACAGCAGAUCAUUCAGUGUCAGAAUCGACCAAUCAGAAUGAAUGCAUGUACUAAUAUAAAACUAUAAAGUUCUUGAUUAAAGCUAAAACAGCAGGAGACGAGUCUGAGUGUCACUGAAGAGCGGAAAAUAAACACAACAGUAAACU